Heteronotia binoei (common prickly gecko) is the source of this 3948-nucleotide messenger RNA. RefSeq lists its product as uncharacterized. The record is from RefSeq and is a predicted model, not a curated record. Lineage: Eukaryota; Metazoa; Chordata; Lepidosauria; Squamata; Gekkonidae. Bases 1 to 3789 code for a protein of 1262 amino acids. The transcript has 21 exons. Gene Ontology annotation, molecular function: signaling receptor activity.
AUGGAGUUCUUCUUUUUACUCUUCUGUGCAGUACUGGGACUGUGCCCUCCAAGAUGGAUCCCAUACAAGGAAGAGCUUUGUCUUUAUAUCGCAGAUGGGCCUGCUCUGUCCUGGAGUGAGGCCAGACUCUUCUGCCAGGACCAAAGAGCAGAACUGAUUGUCAUCAAGAAUUACAACAAGCAGAUGUUUCUGACGGGCCUUAUAGAUGGUACCAGAAGACGUGCUUCUUACUACUGGAUAGGGUUGAUGUGGCAAGAGGCAAAAGCUCAGCUUACCUGGGUGGAUGGAACUCCAAUAUCACAGAGUUGGUACAGUAAUUGGUUGCAGGGACAUCCCAAGAAGGGGUGCUGUGUACAGCUGGUGGGCUUCUAUACUAGCCAGUGGCGAGACUGGGACUGUAAUGGAAACAGCUCCUUCAUCUGUGAGGUUCCAGCAAGAGAUGCCUUCCCUGGCUCUGUGAGGAAGGUCCGUUUCAGUUCCUACUGCUACGCCUUCCAUUUCCCAUCCUUCCGGGAAGUGAGGUCAUGGAGAGAUGCCCAGGCUUUAUGCCAGGAAUCUGGAGAGAAUUUAGUGACCAUCCGCAAUGAAGAGGACAAUGCCUUCCUUUCCUAUGCCUUUCCUGUAGAUGGCUGGUACAUGUGGAUUGGACUGCGCUUUGGCACUGCAUGGAAGUGGAGUGACUCUUCUUUCCCUGUUUAUUUCCGAUGGCAUCCAGACGAAGCCCCAACUAAGACACUGGAUCAGUGUGCAGUGCUGAGUCUCCAACCAGAUGACGUUGCCCGCCAUGGAACGUGGAAAACCAGGUCUUGCAAUGCACGCUCUGCUUCCGAGCCCAUAGGCUUUAUCUGCCAACACAAGGAUGAGUUUUGUGGUCUGCCAGAACCUGUGGAAUUUCCCCUUCCUGGUGGGAUGGGUCCACACACCACAGUUGAUGUUGUCUUCACUUUGCCUGCGCAGUCUUCCUGUUCUUUGUCCUUGAUUGGACAGUAUGCCUACACCAUCCCUUUCCAGAUGAGUCUCGUGUCUGAUGCCACUCAUGUGCAUGGCAGCAUUGUGACUGCACUUGGCAAUAUUUCAAUUUAUAAGAAUUUCCCUCGUGUGCCUUUUUCCCCUGGGCUCAACACAUGGAGUUUCAUCACCUUCCCUGAUGGUAUUGCAAGCUUCUUCAACCACCGGGAGCACUUCCGACUUUCUGAUGCCCAAGACAUUUCUUUUGCUAAUCUCAGCUCUUUGCGGAUGAAUGGAGUGAUCGUGGCCAAUGCAUCCCUAGAGUAUCGCCUUUCAUCUGACCUGCACUUCCCAGGUAGCAGCAGCCUGCAGCUGGAGAAUGCCAUCAAUCGCUACCUGGGCAACUUUACCAUUGGCCUGUGGGUUCGAAGCAGCUUUACUCUCCCCCCCAAGAUGUGUCUGAUUAGCUACUCACUGAAGUGGAGACCACUGGAAUUUGCACUCUUUCUUCUCUCUCCUUCAGGAUUGGAAUUCCAUGUCAAAGGAGCAGUGAUGUUUAACGGCACUAGUGGCUUUCUCCUGGAUGGGUCCUGGCACCAUGUGGCUGUGGCUGUCUCCAGCACUCCUGGUGUCAUUCCCUUCGAGGUAUUUGUCGAUGGAGAAUCCUGGGAGCCAGACUAUGCUGAUGGCACCAGCUUCCUGCAUAAAGGGCUGUCUCUGGGAGGAAAACUGAGUGUGGGACAGAUGGAAGUGGACAGCAGAGGGACCAAAUUCUAUGUGGGUGAUCUCAGUGAAGCCAAUCUGUGGGACCAAGUUCUCUCUGAGUUUUCUGUAAAGCAGCUAGCAGCCUCCAAGACCAAAUGGAAGUACCCUGGUAAUGUGGUGAGCUGGAACCAGCUGCUGGCUAAAAGACCUGUCACCGUGCAGAUCAGCACCCCAAGCGAAGAUCCAGAUGCUGCCUUUGUGUGGUUUGGCCUCCUCCGGCUCAGAGGGAGACGUUCAGUCCUGUGCACUGAUCCAGAGCACUCUUGGGUCUAUAUUGAGCCUAUACCGGAGCUGUGCCUCAAACAUGCCUUUUGGGGAUUGCAGCUGAAUGGGCGAGUCCGCAAUAUUGCAGACCCUUCUUCCUGUCUUCUGGUGGCACCAGAUGGAGUCUCUCUGCUGAGUAACUCAAACUGUUCCACUGAUGCCAAGAACUCCUUCCGCCUGCUGCCAGACCAGCGCCUGCAAAACCUCAACUCUGGCUUCUGCUUGUUUCAAGAAGUCAUAAGUAGCAGACUGUGCAUGAAGAAAUGCACAUCUGAAGCCUUGUACUUUGCUUUGGACUGGGAUGUGCACUGCCCUCAGUCCCGGGGAUGGAAAGCCAGAAAGGAUAAGUGCUUCUUCUUUGUGCUGAAUGUGGCCCUCAAGUGGCAGCAGGCUCUAAAAUUUUGUCAGAGAUUCCUUGAUGGGAGCUUGGUAAUGCUGAACAGCCUGCAAGAGCUGGCUUGGCUGAAGAACGAGCUGCCUGUAAGUGUCUGGACCGGGCUUCACCAAAGUGUUGACGGCUCAUUGAGCUGGGCCAAUGGGACACCCUUAAACAAGGCCUUGCAGCGUUUUGUUUUCUCUCAGGGUCCCUCUAACAUGAUAAGCUGCAUGCUUGCACUGACAUCUGGCUUUCUGAAGGCUGAGUCGUGCCAGAGACCUCACCGCUGGAUAUGCCAGACCUCACGUCGGAGUGAUUUGUACAUGACGUUCCCAGGGAAAUCUUUCUACGGUGCCUGGAUUGCUGAUGUGACCUUUUCCUCACUGUCAGCUGCCAAGCAGCAGUGCACCAGCCUGGGCAGAGGCUGCAACAUGGUGGUCAGCACAGCAGUCAGCCACCGCCUUGGUGUGGGGACACGCUUUGCUACGCUGGAGGGGACUGCUGCAGACCCUGUGGCUACUGUGCAUGUCAAAUCCAAGUGCUUCCCUGGCUAUUCUGGGGAGGAUUGCCAGUCUAUGUGUCCUCGUUGUGAGCCUGGUGUGAGCUGCAAUCCACUGACGGGCCUGUGUGAUGGCUUCCUGUACUACAGGGAAGCACUUGCUGUAUAUACCUCUCUGAAGUGUUUGCCCUUUGGCGUUUGGGUAUUUGAGCAGGGGUCUUGUGUGACAUUGGAGCGCUACAGCAGUCAAGAGGAAGCUGAAUCUAUUUGCAAGAGAUACCUAGGUGCUAAAGUGUGGAAGGUCCAGAAUCCCCUGCAUGUGGGGCCGAUGGGCUUUUCUGGAACUGAAAGAAUAGUCUUGGAGACAGAAGACUUCCUUUGGGCUUGCCAGCGACCUGAAGAUGUGGAGCUGCCAUCAUUCAAGGAAAAGCUGCUCAUUUCGCUCCAGGAUGCUCCUUUGCCACAGAGCCGUGCAUCACUACAGGAAGCUAAAGAUGCCUGCUACUUACAGAAGGAGCACUGCACUGGGGUGCUGAGCUUGCAUGGUGCCUAUUACAUGGUGGCGGGAACAGUGCUGGUUGACUGUCCUGGCUCAGGUGCCAUCCUCUAUGUAAAGUCAGCCUGCUCUGCUGGCUUCUGUGGAGACAAAUGCCAGAAGCGUUGCCCUCCCGCUUGCUUGAGUAGACACACCUACAACCCCUUGACGGGUCAAUGUGAUGGCCUUCUGAGCUGUGUCCGUCAGUUCAGCCCUUCUUGUCUUCAUGGCCUGGUGAGCUCAAGAUGUCCUCAAAAUCCUGGCUGGUGGUUCUGGGAUGGACACUGCUAUUAUGUGGAGGAACACAGCAACAAAAAUUGGAAGGGGGCCAAAGCUGCUUGCGAAGCCUAUGGCAAGGAUGUGGGUUUGCUGACUCUCACUAGUGCCAAGGAAAAGGCAUGAAGCUGGAGGCGGGUGGUGGCAGCUUCUUUGAGCAAUCACUGGAUUAUGUGCAUGGGGGAGGAUCUUUUGGAGAAGACAGACCCAUAGGGGUUUGCCUGUGUUCAACAGGAGAGGCAGCCUGAGUGGAAUGGUGUCAGGAAAGUUCUGUUUCUCAUGCCU